This is a messenger RNA of Leptopilina heterotoma, 1759 nucleotides long. RefSeq names its product zinc-regulated protein 8-like. NCBI's taxonomy places the organism in Eukaryota, Metazoa, Arthropoda, Insecta, Hymenoptera, Figitidae. Bases 352 to 1071 code for a protein of 239 amino acids. The transcript is spliced from 2 exons. The record is from RefSeq and is a predicted model, not a curated record.
AUUAAUUUAAGAAAGUGUCAUUAUUACAAUGUCUUGACCUUUGCCUGCUGACCAUAAAAACAAAAGUAAUAUUUUAAAUUUAUUUGUUUAUUUCUUUUCGUUUUCAUAACCUUAGUUGCUUAGUAAUGUCUGUUUAUUAUAUACUUACACGUCACAUGAGAUUUAAACAAUUGAAGAACAGAAAAUUUUAUUUUCAUUCAUUUCAUUAAAUUCCUCUAUUUAUGGAAUCAAUUAAUUUUCUGCUUAUCGUUCGGCAAAACUUCACCAGGUCCCUAUAUUUAUGGAUCUAUAAUUGAAAGUAGUAAAAUAUUUUUUUUUUAUAAAUCAACUCGUUUUUCUCUCGAAUUGAAAAUGAAUUUACACGAAGAUAUUGAAAAAUUAACAUUGAUGCCAUCGUGUAGUGAUGAUAAUGGAGCUCAAUUUGUGCGUGUUAAUGGUCCAGGUCGUGCGGAUCAAGAUCGUCAGAUGAACAAGAAGCGACCUGUUCCUGUACGUUAUCGAAAUGGAAGUAGAAGACAAUUUCCAAGUGAUGAUGAGGACGACAAGGACAAUGAUAAUUAUGAUGAUGAUGAUGGUGAUGAUGAUAAUGAUAGUAAAAAGCCGGACAUAAGCAGAAUAAGUUUGAGUGUACGGACAAUGAAUGUUCGUGGAAAUAGAGACAUAGAAAAAUAUUUUCAACAGAGGCAACAAUUACAAGAAGAGGAAACGAAAGCAGCAGAAAAAAAGCAAUUUUCUCAGGCAGAAUCGCAAGGAAAUGACAAUUCUACAAUGUCAAGAUUGUGGAAAAACGGUGUUAUUCGAGGUCUGGUCAAUCAGAAGAUAAUAUCAAAGUCAGAUCUUGUCAAUAAUACGAAUGAUGAGAGAGAAAUUCCAAAGGAAAAAAAUUCUAAUCUCGUUGAAGAUCCAAACGAUCAGGAUUUAUUGCUACAUCCACUAUUGGCUUAUGGAAAAUUGACGUACGACGAAGAAUUUAUUUUACCUCGCGUUGGAAAGAAAACGACAGUAACACCACGUGAUCAUCUUAAAAGUAUGGUUGAUGAGGACUUUGAAUUUGUAAAGAAAACUAAGUAAAUUUGUUAUCAAGAAGUUGAAAAGGUAAUUUUACAAUAUUAAAAUUAUAUAUUGUACAUUUUAUACAUUUUAUAAUUUAUAAUUAAGUUAGCCAUUAAGGAGGAAUCUAAUAAGUAAAAAAAAAUAUUAGUCCAAGUCAUUAUUUUCGUUUUUUCUAUAUGAAAAAGUCAGAAAUUAAAUUCGUUUUACUGGAAGCGUAAAUAAUUUAAAAGCAAAAAUUUGCAUUUGUUUAAAAUACAGAAAGUUAAAUUCUUUAAACUCCCACUAAAUGGAAUUUAAAAUUUAUUACUAUUUAAAAUUAAUUCAACUUUUUCACGUAUAAAAUAUACGAAUUUAUUGACAGUUUAACUUUUCUUCCGAUUCUUUGUCGGAUGUUUCCUCAAAUAAGUUUUAUAUACAGUUUUCCUAAAAAUAAAGGAACAGAAAUUGUAAAAAAAUAAAAAAAUAAAACCUGGAAAAAAAUUAUCCAAACCACACGCAGGAAUCUUUGAAUUCCUUUCAAUAGACGAAUAAAAUAAAAUUGAAGGAAACUAAUUAAUUAUUGUAACGAGAGAAAUUUUUUUUCUUGUGUAAAAUUUUCGUAUAAAGGAGAGUAAAACACGAAAAAUAUAUGUAUCGAAUAAUAUAAUGUAGAAAAAUUGAACAAAAUCAACAAUCAAUUUAAAAAAAAAAAUGAAAGAGUUCUACA